ACAAGCUCAAGCCACAUUUAUUAACAAAGAUGAUCCAGCUCCCCGUAAAAUCUCUUCACUUCCACUUUCUUCUCUUGAAGUUCUAUGCGAAAGCGAUUGUAUCAGAUCGACACAUCGACCACCGUCUCUCCACUUGAAGCAACCAAAGUACCACAAACAUGCCGUUCAACUUUAUCAAGUCAAUUUUCCCCGCUCAACCCUCUCCUGGCAAUGGACGAUCCGUUCCUGAACAGCCACCCCAGAGAACCCGCAGAUCUCCCAAAGAGUACGAGGCACGAGUGACGAAAUCGAGACGAGCAUCGGGUACUUCACAGAGCUCGCCAUCAAGUUUAAGUGAAGAAGAGUCGCCAGAAGAGCCCCAUUCCCUCCGCCGUCGACUAUCUUCCUACAACCCCGACGAAGAGGAAGGCUGGGGUGUGGGCACCACAGUAGCAACAGUACUGGAGGAGCCUGCUCCACCUCGCGUGCGUGCUCCGAAAACUCCUCCCCGUACCGUGAUAAUGCAACCAAGUACUGUACCAACCGGAGGGAAGGGUGGGCAAACAGUCUCUCCAGAGGGACGACGGAAGAUCAGAGAGCGUUGGGCGAAAAAGGUGGACGAAAUAAAAGAGAACGCCGUGCGCAACGCCAUUGUAGAGGCCGAUAAUCUGGGCGUAUCUGCAGAGGAUCGCGAGCAGGGUGUCCGCGAAAUCAAGAGCUCUAUUGAAGCGGCCAGUGGACAGAGUCAAUACCAAAAGGGGCAACAACCUAAACCAAUCACAAACCAAAGCAAGAUGCCCCUUGGUAAUCGCAAGCCCCGGCCCGCCCCGAGGCCACCAAAGGUCAAGAAGCGAGUCGUGAAGCCUGAUGAAGAGAAGUCGGAAUGGGAACUCCGCCCCCACGAGCUCGCCCAGAAGAUGUUCAAAGAACAUGCGGGCGAUGCUAAACGUGUCGCGGAGGCAAUCAAAGCAAGCCUAGCCGCAGACGGUAUUGCUCAUCCAGAAUAUGCCCUUCGAGACGUCGAGUUGCGCAAUGCUCACUGGCAGCUUAUCAAUCUUGUCGAAGCAUUCUCAGAGGAGUAUUUCGACUUCCAGUUCGACGAUACUGAAUCUCUCACUGAGCGUCUGGCUGAAUUCGCUCCCGAGACUGUAAGGAUCAUCGGAUGUGUUGCUUCUGGCGGACCUGGAGGGCCGGGUGGAUGGCACCAGAUGUUUACCUACGCACCGAAGAGACGCGCACUCGUCUGUGCCAUCAUCGGAAAUGUAAUCUUCGAGCAAGUGUAUCAACAUCUCUUCUUCGGUGGCCAUAGGAGUCAACUGGAAGAACUAGGUCGCGUUCAAAAGCAAAUGGCAAACGCGGACGGUAAGUAUUCAACGAACAACCCCCCUCACCUUCAAACCGUUCCCCAGACUGACCACCACAGGCUUCGAUCGCAACCGCAAAUACGCAGAAAUCAUAUUCGGGGCACUUGAAGGCCGUGCCAACGGCGAAAUCACGCUCCCGUACUAUUUCCAUGACCACGUCAACGAAAUAUUAAUCGCGCUGCUAACCCACCUCGAGCCCAUCAUGACCCUCAGCCCGAAAGUCAAGUCCAACUCCACCAGACACUAUAAAGCCAUAGGCCGAGACCUCUACAACAUCAUAGUGAAAGCCGGCAUCAUCAGCCUCAUCAUGCGCUGCGACCCCCACACCAUCUACCACUUCCCG
Messenger RNA from Aaosphaeria arxii CBS 175.79, 1686 nucleotides. RefSeq lists its product as uncharacterized. The transcript has a single exon. The record is from RefSeq and is a predicted model, not a curated record. The coding region runs from base 159 to 1451 and encodes 430 amino acids. NCBI's taxonomy places the organism in Eukaryota, Fungi, Ascomycota, Dothideomycetes, Pleosporales.